This is a messenger RNA of Phytophthora infestans T30-4, 629 nucleotides long. RefSeq lists its product as uncharacterized. The transcript is spliced from 4 exons. Lineage: Eukaryota; Oomycota; Peronosporomycetes; Peronosporales; Peronosporaceae. The record is from RefSeq and is a predicted model, not a curated record. The coding region runs from base 250 to 354 and encodes 34 amino acids.
GGUGUCACCGACAGAACGUCAGCCGAGAUACGAAGAAGGGUGGGAAGAGAACAAGAGGCCAGAGAAGGCGAUACACGUUUUAAAUGGAGACGCCGGCUGCGCAUGGGCGGCUGCGGCGGGAUCAAAAGGUCGACCUGAAUUACAUGCUGGCUACACUCGGUAUCGAGGAAGGAUAAUACCAACGAUCUCCCUGACGAAGAAGACAAGGAAGUUUUAUCUGAUUGCUCGGAUGCGCACUCUGCCGCACGCAUGGAGCACCACCUGAAAGAACACGCUGCCACGAUUGAUAAGGGUGUGGAAGCAGUUAAAGCUGGGGAGGAAGUCAAGAUGAUGAAGAACUCUGUCAAGGAAUAGACGGAAGCGAUCAGCACGACGUCCGAGCACAAGAAGGAGGGUUUAUCGAUCAGAAAAAAGCGGAAGGUUGAGGAAAUCUAUUACCGCGGAUGAUAGCGCCUGUGGCGAUGAUGGUAAAUCAACACGGCUGGAAUAUGUACCAAGCAAAAGCUCAAGCAAGCACAUCGAAGAGCUGCACUCGCUGAUCUCGAAGCAAGACGAAAUUACAAACGUCAUUCCCCCUUUCCCAUCGGAGCCCAUUUAAUCAUAAGAAAAGCUUGAGAGUGUCCUCAAAG